Messenger RNA from Diceros bicornis minor, 453 nucleotides. It is a transcript of the gene HSPB3, whose product is annotated as heat shock protein family B (small) member 3. NCBI's taxonomy places the organism in Eukaryota, Metazoa, Chordata, Mammalia, Perissodactyla, Rhinocerotidae. The record is from RefSeq and is a predicted model, not a curated record. The coding region runs from base 1 to 453 and encodes 150 amino acids. The transcript has a single exon. Gene Ontology annotation, cellular component: nuclear speck; cytoplasm.
AUGGCAAAAAUCAUUCUGAGGCACCUCAUAGAGACUCCAGUGCGUUACGAGGAGGAGUUUGAAGCUCGCGGUUUGGAAGACUGCAGGCUGGAUCAUGCUUUAUAUGCGCUGCCCGGGCCAACCACCGUGGACCUGGGAAAAGCCAGGGCGGCCCAGGCUCCUGCAGUGGACUCAGCGGCAGAGAGGCCGCCCCAAGCAGGCAAAUCCCGCUUCCAGAUCCUGCUGGACGUGGUCCAGUUCCUCCCCGAAGAUAUCAUCAUUCAGACCUUUGAAGGCUGGCUGCUGAUUAAGGCUCAGCAUGGAACCAGAAUGGACGAGCAUGGUUUCAUCUCAAGAAGCUUCACUCGGCAGUACAAACUGCCAGAUGGCGUUGAAACCAAAGAUUUGUCCGCGAUCCUCUGUCACGACGGGAUUCUGGUGGUGGAAGUAAAGGAUCCAGUUGAGACUCAGUGA